This is a messenger RNA of Varanus komodoensis (Komodo dragon), 1320 nucleotides long. It is a transcript of the gene CPM, whose product is annotated as carboxypeptidase M. Bases 1 to 1320 code for a protein of 439 amino acids. Gene Ontology annotation, cellular component: cell surface. The transcript is spliced from 8 exons. NCBI's taxonomy places the organism in Eukaryota, Metazoa, Chordata, Lepidosauria, Squamata, Varanidae. Gene Ontology annotation, molecular function: metallocarboxypeptidase activity; zinc ion binding. Gene Ontology annotation, biological process: proteolysis. The record is from RefSeq and is a predicted model, not a curated record.
AUGGGCAGCCCCAGCCUCCUCUUCCUGCUCCCUUUGGUGGCCGGCUUGGACUUCAGCUACCACCACACGGAGGAAUUGGAAACUUUCCUGAAGGACGUGCACCGGAAUUACUCGUCCAUCACUCACUUGUACAGCAUUGGCAAGUCCGUGAAAGGUAGAGACCUGUGGGUUCUUGCUCUGGGAAGGUUUCCAACCCAACAUAAGAUUGGCAUACCAGAGUUCAAGUAUGUUGCUAAUAUGCAUGGGGAUGAGGCAGUUGGACGGGAGUUGCUGCUCCAUUUGAUAGACUUUUUUGUGACCCAUGAUCAGCAUGAUCCAGGCAUUACAAGGCUCAUUGAUAGCACUCGGAUUCACAUCAUGCCUUCCAUGAACCCUGACGGAUUUGAAGCCACAGAUCCAUUAGACUGUUACCCCAUGGAAGGAAGGCACAAUGCAAACAAAGAAGAUCUGAACAGGAACUUCCCGGAUGCCUUUGUCCGCAAUAAUGCGACAGUGCAGCCAGAGACACGAGCAGUGAUGGACUGGAUUAAAAAGGAGACGUUUGUCCUCUCUGCUAAUCUGCAUGGUGGAUCCCUGGUUGCAAGCUACCCUUUCGAUAAUGGCAACUCAGUUACACUUACUUCAUAUCCCUUUAGCAAAACGCUGGAUGAUGAUGUUUUUGUGCACCUUGCAAACACCUAUGCUAGAAACCAUGCCAGCAUGUCUAAAGGGACUUCGUGUGAUUAUGCUGAUGAAUUUCCAGAAGGCAUCACAAAUGGGUAUGCAUGGUACCAGCUGGAAGGUGGGAUGCAGGAUUACAAUUACAUCUGGGGACAAUGCUUUGAAAUAACAUUGGAAUUAUCUUGUUGUAAAUAUCCACCGAAAGACAAACUUUCAUCCUUCUGGCAUGACAAUAAAGCUGCUUUGAUCGAAUAUAUUAAGCAAGUUCAUCUAGGUGUAAAAGGUCGUGUUUUGGAUAAGAAUGGGCAACCUAUCCCUGAUGCAAUAGUGGAGGUUACAGGAAGGAGGCAUGUAUGUCCUUACAAAACCAAUAGAGAUGGAGAAUACUACCUUCUUCUCCUGCCUGGAGUCUACACACUUAAUGCAACAGUCCCUGGCUCUAUGUCGCUGCUACAGAAAAUUGAUGUACCAAAUGGCACAGAAAACUUCAGUGCACAGAAGUAUGACUUUGUUUUCUCCAGUGUACCUACCAGAACUAAGUCAUCUUCAUGCCCUAGAAAGCCACUUUAUUCUCCAGAAUACCACGAAAAUACAUCAACCACACUGAAAUCUAUGAACUACUUGGUUUUAAUUAAUCUCUCAUAUGUUGUGUUGAGAUAA